Molecule: messenger RNA, 1327 nt
Organism: Haliotis rubra (blacklip abalone)
Lineage: Eukaryota; Metazoa; Mollusca; Gastropoda; Lepetellida; Haliotidae
Product: zeta-crystallin-like
Exons: 1
Coding region: 60-1025 (321 amino acids)
Cellular component (GO): cytosol
Molecular function (GO): mRNA 3'-UTR binding; zinc ion binding; NADPH binding
Source: RefSeq, a predicted model, not a curated record
GACAGCUUAUCUGGGCUUAUCCCGCGCAGGUCACGCUGGAAGCUGUUCACGCAGGAGCAAUGAAAGCGGUACAGUUCCACCACUAUGGUGGACCAGAAGUGUUGCAGCUGUCGACGAGAGUUGCAAAACCCUCUCCUGACGAAAACCAGGUGCUCAUACGUGUAAUGGCGGCAGGAGUUAAUCCUCUGGACACAUACAUCAGGGCUGGGGAAUUUGGGGAAGUCGCCCUCCCCCACACCAUCGGCUGGGACACUGCCGGGGUUGUGGAGGCAGUUGGCCCGGGGGUAGAGAGAUUUUCCCCUGGGGACCGAGUGUACACUAUGAAGACGGUGACCGGAGGAUGUGCAGAAUUUACGGUGGCUGAUCAAAAUUAUGUAGGUCAUCUAGACCAAGCCUUAUCAUUUGAAGAAGGCGCGUGUGUCGGGAUACCGUAUUAUACAGCUUAUAAGGCGCUUAUAACCCUUGCACGCGCCAGACCGGGCGAUAACGUUCUUAUUCACGGAGCAAGUGGAGGCGUAGGUGUGGCGGCGAGUCAACUUGCCAAGGCACACGGAAUGAAGGUUAAUGGCACUGCCGGUACCGACGAGGGAAUAAGUUUUGCGAAAGACAAUGGCUGUAUCAACGUUUUUAAUCACAGGCACAGAGGAUACGUGAACCAGCUUCUUGAUACAACUGACGGCGACGGAUAUGACGUCAUUAUAGAAAUGGCGGCUCACGCGAACAUGGACAGCGACGUGGAACUGAUGCGACGUAAUGGAAGGACUAUAAUUGUAGGGUCAGCAGGGGAAGUGAAGUUCAGUCCUUUGUCCACCAUGUUGAAAGAAAAUUGGUUCAGGGGGAUCAGCGUCCAAACAUCAUCGCCUGAAGAACUGGUGGAAUUCAGAAACGCCAUUGAAGCUGGUCAAAGGUCAGGUUGGGUGAGACCCAAGAUCGGCUCAAGUUUCCCAAUGCAAAAAGCUAGAGAGGCACAUAAACUGCUUAAUUCACGGAAAGGGGCGAAGGGAAAGAUAGUCAUCACGAUAUGAAACUAUGUACAGUAUCAUGUUCAAGGGUACAGGUAACAUUUCAUUUACGCCAUUUUACAUAUCAUGAGAUUCCCGAAACAAGGGAGGUAACUCAUCGUAACACUCCAGUUUCCAAUGAAACUCCACAGUUAACUCCCUUGAAUCUGAAAGGUUACGUUUUUGUACGAGCAAAGGAUUCAAAUUUCACUGUUCUCUUGUAUUACCUAUACAAUUGUACUGCAACCCGAUUUUGUACUGCCAUAGGGAUACCUUUGUAUUGAUUUAUGAACAGAGAUAAUUUUCAAAUACAACUGUUAAUUGCA